UAUAUUCAUAUCUGGUAGUCAUAUUUGAAACACAUCUGACAGAAACAAGUAUUACCACAGGCUUCCAAGUGACAGGAGGGGAUAUUGAUUUCAAUAAAAUGUUGUUUAGGAUUUCUAAUCAGCAAAGUAUAACAUGAAAUCUGAAAAAUGGAUGGAAAUUAUGUUCCUGCGAUGAUAUAGUAGCUAAGAGCUAAUAAUUCUAAUGGAUCAACACCAUUAAUUGUGGCGGCCAGAACGGCAACGGGGUGCACUUUCUCAAGAAUAGACAAUUCCUAAAUAAACCUAUCAACGACAAAAUUUGAUUUGUUGAAUCACACAAACAUUUGAAGCAUCACCAUGGUGACCUGCUGCAAACUUAAGUGGUAUCUAAUGGCGAUUGCAGUAAUCGGAAGAGGAAUAUGCACAUUUGCAACUGAAGGACAAGCAAAUUAUACAGAGACUUCAACAAUUUAUGUGAAUACAACUGAAUACAUUGACAGUACAAUGUCAACAAACAAUACAGAGACAACUACAAGUUUUGUUAAUACAGCACAAUACAAAGACAAAACAAUCUCAGUGAACAAUACAGAGGCGACCACAAGUAAAGUCAAUACAACGCAAUUUAUUGAUGAUACAACAUUGGCAAGUGACAGUAGUGACACGAACCAUACAACAUUGGAGCCAAGAGGAACAAUGGGUAAAUCUCGGACUGCCAUGUUAAUACCAUUAGAACGAUCUCGGUAUGAUAUCAUGACUUACAGAGCAAAAUGUGAGAACAGCCCCGUGGUACCAAUAUUUAUCAAUGAGACAAGGGUUGUAUUAACCAGCGAUCACUUCAGAUGGCUCAUCCUAUGUGUAAACUCAGUCAAUGCAAAUAAGGUAUGUGCUCCACCAUUUAAUCGUAUCAGUAGAAAGUAUGAAGACUACACCAUAAUGGGUAUCGUAAUUGACAUCUAUAUUUGUAUCCCCUUAUGUGUGCUUGGAAUCAUUGGCAACAUUCUCUCAUUCGUCACCCUUUCUCGUGAAAAGCCAAACACAAGUAUAAUUAUUUUAAAAUCACUCGCUGUCAUUGACAGCAUAUAUCUAUUGCUUGUGGUCGUGUUUAAACCCUACCACAUUGCAUACCACGACACUGAGUGGCUGAAUAAAUCAUCACAUGACGAAUUCUCUCAUCAGUUUGAAAUAGCCUCAAGUCAUGCAGCUCCUGUCAUUAAUAUGGCCCAGAUGUGUAGCUCUUGGCUUGUGGUCCUUCUCACCAUUGAUCGCUUUAUUGCUAUCUGCCAUCCAUUUAAGGCACUCACCUAUUGCACUAUAAAACGUGUGAGGGUUGGGAUUUUAAGCAUCAUCGUGAUCUCUAUUGUGUAUAACAUCCCUGAAUUUUGGGGGAUCAGCUACAAGUGGAUCUACCACGAAUGCCUGAAGUUAUGGAUGGUGGCAACUGGAACGAUCCGAGGCUCAAUUGGUCAGCAUAUCCUCUACAGAACCAUCUACGGUUUCGCAGGGAAUCUCUUAUUCAGGAAUCUUCUCCCAGUUGUAUUAGUUGUUUCACUCAAUGGUCGUCUUGUUCAUUCCUUGAGGGUCUCUCUUCAAAACCGAGACAAAAUAAUGGCAAACACAGAACACAACAACGAGCACCGAGAUAAAAAUAUCACGGUCACCCUUUUAACCAUCUCUUUUGUCUAUCUAAUUUGCAUCCUACCGAUGCUGGCUUUGAGUGUCCUUGACAUUUAUUUCUCAUCUGUGCUUACAAAUAAACACAGUGAUACGCUUAUCUAUUAUACAUCAGAUAAUGCAUCAUUUCAGAUCUACAUGAAGUUUGCACUGGUUGUUCAAUUGUUAGUUAGGCUCAACUCUGCUAUUAACUUUCUUGUGUAUUGUUUUGUAAGAAAAGGAUUCAGAGGGAAAUUAUGUAGCGCUUUCAAAAUGGUGGUUCAAAGAGAAGGAUCGCGUCAGACCGUAUCCAGUAGAUAUAAAACCUCUGAUAAGUCAAAACAAAGUUAUUAAAUUGACAAAUUGAUUAAUAACAUUUAUCUAAUGUUAUCCAGAUUCACUUGCUAUCAAAUUAAUGGACUCGUUCUCUAUUAUUAUUCAAGAUGUGUAUGGUAGAAUGAGUUUUAUUCAAAUUUGCAAGACAGAUGUUGCCUAGUCUAUUUACAGUUAUGCCUGAUGUAAUAUUUACCUUAGAUACUAGAGGAUGUGUGGUUUGUGUUCUCUAGUAUAUCUUUUGCUAACAAUGAAUUAAAUGGCAAUCAGAGAGUCAUUACCCAAUAUUGUAAAUGUAUUCUUUGCACACUUAGAGGAGGAAACAGCCCUAACUCCAUUAUUGGCUGAUUAUGUACCUUGUGUAUAUUAUCUGUAUAUAUUGACUGAUUAUGUGCCUAAUUCUAGAGUAGAUUUGUAUAUAUUGACUGAUUAUGUGCCUA
Owenia fusiformis is the source of this 2402-nucleotide messenger RNA. The record is from the annotation of a GenBank genome assembly. Lineage: Eukaryota; Metazoa; Annelida; Polychaeta; Sabellida; Oweniidae.